Molecule: messenger RNA, 765 nt
Organism: Sordaria macrospora k-hell
Lineage: Eukaryota; Fungi; Ascomycota; Sordariomycetes; Sordariales; Sordariaceae
Source: RefSeq, a predicted model, not a curated record
AUGUCGCUGGGUAAAGUAACCCCUACGGUCGACAGCAAAGUUGACAUGCCCGCCAACUCCGCUGAGGUUAUCCCCUCGCCGAGAGACAACGGCCAAAGCGCCAUCAUCACUUCAUCUGGGAAUGCCCACUCCUACAGCUAUGCUCUCACUGUUGCCGAGGUCAUCGAAAUGACCAAGUGUCUCAAGCUCGACAGCCCUACCGGCCAGAGCACGAUCACGAUCAGCGAGAACGAACAUGCAACGACACCCAUCGACAACAACACCGCGAACAGCGCCCAAGACAACAAGUCUUCUACUCCAGACAAAAGCGAGGGCAUUGAGAUUCGACAACAGGAAGUCGCUUGCACUCCUCCUCACAAGUCCGAGAUGGAAGACUCACGUACCGGAAGCACCUCCACCUUAUCUACCAGCCACUCCUCAGCCAAAAACGACCCCAAACAGUCAGACAAUCAUUCCGUUGCAAGCACUCAACCCGUUGUCCCAACGAUCUAUCCUCCCCGCCGACGCAACAUCUUUUCCAAAAGCGCCCCUCAGCGCAAUGUUCAGUGGAGUAAAGAAGUUCUCGCCACUAUUCCUACCAAUGCGGCAGAAGACAGUGACGAUGGCGAAGAUGGAUUCACUUUGCAGGAGUUACAGCAGUUUCAGGCGGAGGGAAAGGAGGAUAUGGAAAGGAAGACAAAGGGAUUCCUGCGCAUGGCUAGCAGUAACACCUGGCGACCGCGUAAGGUGGAGAAUUUGGGAGAGCUGUUUGAAAUUGAGGAUUAG